This is a messenger RNA of Helobdella robusta, 1957 nucleotides long. RefSeq lists its product as hypothetical. Gene Ontology annotation, biological process: translational initiation. NCBI's taxonomy places the organism in Eukaryota, Metazoa, Annelida, Clitellata, Rhynchobdellida, Glossiphoniidae. The record is from RefSeq and is a predicted model, not a curated record. The coding region runs from base 112 to 1680 and encodes 522 amino acids. Gene Ontology annotation, molecular function: tRNA binding; translation initiation factor activity; protein binding. The transcript is spliced from 13 exons. Gene Ontology annotation, cellular component: cytosolic small ribosomal subunit.
GGGGAACAAAAUUAUUUAAAAGUGAAACUAAACAAAAAAUGUAUUAUCGCUAGUUGAAAAAAUUCGUUUUGCUGUUUUUAGCAAUUAAACUACUUGUUUCCAGAGAAAAAGAUGGCUGAAUUAGAAAGCGUUUCAAAUUUAUAUUCUACCAUUAUAUCAAGAAGUGCCAAAACAACAAAAAUUGAAUGGAUGAAUAGUAGCAAAGUGCUAGAACUACCAGCAUGUAGAACUCUAACUUUUAAUAAAAAUGGUGAUUUUUUGGCCAUUUCUGAUUCACAAGGUGUGAGAAUAGUAUCUACUGAAGAUUAUGAAAAACCCCUGUGGCAAGUAGCAAAACCGAAAACAGUUGAAGUGAAAUUUUCUCCACUAGCGAAAUAUCUGGCAAUUUGGGAACCAGUAUCAAAAGAUAAAACCACAGAAACUGUACCUUGUAACCUGCACGUGUAUAAUUGGAGGGAAAAUAAACUGGUAAUGGAAGUUGUACAUAGGAAGCAGUCUGAUUGGUCUCCACAGUGGACCUCUAAUGAAUUUUUAUGCUCGAGACUUGCAAACAACAGCGAUAUCCUAUUCUAUGAGGAUCAUAAUUUUUCUCAGGUCAAAUGCAAACUGCACAUGCCCAAGAUAAUGUGCUACAGUUUGGCGGCAUCUCCUGCAUCAUACCACGUUGUUAUAUCUGUUCUCGGGUCAAAGGGAGAGCCGUCAUUUGUUCGCCUCUACAAGUACCCCAACUUCUCAUCGCCAUCUGAUGCACUGGCAAAUAAAAGUUUUUUUAAAGCAGAAAGGACUGAACUCUAUUGGAACAAUGAAGGUACAUCCCUACUGACGCUGACGUUUUCCGAUAACUCGGAGGAAUCAUAUUACGGAGAACAGCAUCUGCAUUAUAUAAGUACCAAACAGGAGAGUUGCCAGGUGCAUAGGGCAAAACCUGGUCCAAUAUACAGUAUAGCUUGGCAUCCUAACUCAAAAGAGUUCUGUGUUGUCUAUGGAUUAAUGCCAGCUAAAGCCACGUUGUACAAUUUGAAAUGUGAACCAGUAUUUGACUUUGGAACUGCCCCAAGGAACUUGGCAUACUUCAAUCCAUUUGGCAAUCUGUUGUGUUUAGCCGGAUUUGGAAAUUUGAAUGGAGGUAUGGAAUUUUGGGAUGUGGAAAAGCAUAAGAUGUUGAACAAGUUCAGCGUUGUUGACACGACAUAUUUCGAAUGGUGUCCUGAUGGCGUGCACUUCCUGGCUGCCACUUUGUCACCUAGGCUACGAGUUAGCAAUGGUUUGAAGAUCUGGCAUUAUUCAGGAAUUAAACUGAGAUCAUGGGAGACCAAUGAAUUGUACUCUGCAAUUUGGAAGCCUGUUAAGGAGGGUACACACACCGAACCAACGUUGAAAUUCACUGCGUCACAGGCUGCUGUUGUGUCUGCCACUGCAACCGCCAAGCCCGCAGCCUACGUUCCGCCAGCGUUGAGGAACAAGAUGACGUCAUCAACUUCAGGCACUCCUGCAGCCACAUCAGCAGCAGUAUACAAACCAAAGUUUAGGGAAGAUUAUGAACUGCCUUCUAACCUGAAAGAGCAGGAAAACAAACCAAUGAGUAAGUCUGCCAUGAAGAAUAAAAAGAAGAGAGACAACAAGAAGGCAAAAAAACUGGGAAGUUCUCCAGAGAAAGCUGAUGACGAUGAAGAAGAAUAAUUCGUAUCCCGAUAAUUUACGUUGUCUAUCAAAUAAAUAGUUGUGCACGUUCGUUCCUAAUAUUGAGGUCCAGUCCGAAUACCUUUCAUUUCCCAAUAAAAUUCACAGUUAUCAUUUGGUUUUUAUCAACAUUGCAACAAGUUUCACUAAUAAAAGCUAGAUAGUUUCCGCGUUAAGUGGAUGAAAUAUUCAAGCUUUAAUUAAGCUUUAAUUAAAACCAUAUCAGGAAUCUGUUUCGAUUAAAAUCAUUGAUCUUCAAUUAGACUUAACUUUAAAG